Molecule: messenger RNA, 1772 nt
Organism: Syngnathoides biaculeatus (alligator pipefish)
Lineage: Eukaryota; Metazoa; Chordata; Actinopteri; Syngnathiformes; Syngnathidae
Gene: rnaset2l
Product: ribonuclease T2, like
Exons: 9
Coding region: 870-1664 (264 amino acids)
Biological process (GO): RNA catabolic process
Cellular component (GO): extracellular region
Molecular function (GO): RNA binding; ribonuclease T2 activity
Source: RefSeq, a predicted model, not a curated record
GGGGGGGGGGGGGGUCGUAGUGAGCCCUCCCCCCCGAGGACUCCGUCGUUCUGCUGGGGGCCUUCGACGCUCACCCGGGUAAAGACGGCGAGACCCGGAAGGCCCGCAUCGGGAAGAACGGCCCCGUCGAUCAGAAGCCGAGCGGCGUUGCGUUAUUGGGCUUCUGUGCUCACCGCGGAGCGUGCAGAACAAAACGCCGUGUUCUAACUUAACGGUGUCCACGAGCGCACUUGGCAGCGGAAUGCCCAAGGUCGCAGUUCGACGGCGGGCGCGUUAUCGGACGUUCUGCCGGUCCCAAACGGAUCGGGAGAGUCUGCCGCAAAAAAGUCCAAAGAGGCCAGACCAGAAAAAUCCGCCACCGUGGGAAACUCGCGGGCGCGUUUUUUAAUCAAUCUUCCGUAACUAGCAGGAGAAGCUAAAUUCCAAGUUGGAUAAUGCACUGCUGCCAUCUAGUGUCCCUUCUUCAAAAUAAAUCUUGACUAGAACAAGAAAGUACAUCGGAUUUCAAAUGACUGAAGUUGUGCACUGACUUCCUUUUUCAACGUGAUUGGUUGCUUGUAAAGAGUCGACAUGAAAGAGGAUGUGGACACUUGUGGGUUGGCGUGAGCUCACAGCUGCAUUUUCACUCGCUUCAAACAGGACACAACGUGAGUCUUCUCGGUCUUCCCGCUCUCAAGCAGAACAAGCCAGCGGACGGCAUAUGACCAGCCACCUGCGCGAAAACCCAACACGGCUGCACGCAGGAACAAGCCGCAGAAAGGGUUUUGUUUCCGGACACAAAAAGUUCCACUUCUGCUUUUGGUUGCUGAAAAGAGACCAGACGAGGCAAAAGUGCAGCACGACGCCGGCAGGCACUUGGCAGCUUUCGGAUGGCGCGCUGGCUGCUGCCCCCGCUGGCCUGCGCUUGCGUUGCGGCUCUACUGUGCGGCGCGGCCGCCGGGCACGACGACGACGGCGACGGCGACGGGAGGACCUUUUGCUCGUGGACGUGCGCCGUCUUCACGCUGCAGUGGCCCGGCGGCUUCUGCCAGUCUUUGGACAACAUUUCCCUCUGCACCAUCCCCGAGCACGUCAACGACUGGAUGAUCCACGGCCUGUGGCCGCUGAAGGCGCAGAGGUGCUGCGACUGCUGGCCCGUGUUCCCGUCCGACAUCCAGGAGGUGCGCCAGGAGCUGGAGCGAACGUGGCCCUCGUUGUUGACCAGUCGAAGCAGCUUCCAUUUCUGGAAGGACGAGUGGGAGAAACACGGCGCGUGCGCCGCCUGCGCAGAAGGUCUCAACUCUCCGCUCAGAUAUUUCCAGACGUGCCUGAAACUGAGACAACUCUUCGACCUGCGCAAAGCGCUGGACGCCGCCGGCAUCGCGCCGUCCUGCCGGCGACCUUACAAGUUGGCCCAAGUGCUGGACGUGCUGCUUCCGCUGGUCGGCAACAAGUCCGAGAUUCAGUGCGUCAAAGACCGCAAGGAUCGUGAGGUUUGGUUUCAGGUGAAGGUCCGCCUGUCUCGCAACCUUACCGUGGGCUGCGAUCGCCACGGCGGCGGCGACGACGACGACGGGCGCGACGUCUGGGGGGGGGCCCCCCCCAAAGGGCACCCCUGCCCGGCCCAGGGCGGCUUCUACUUCUUCCCCAUCGACCACCGGCAUCCGACGCAACCCUGCGGGUGACGACGUGACAAAGUUGAAAAUAUCGUCGAGCCCCUCAAAAUAUUUUGUGUUUAUUUUUACAUACUCGGCCAAUAAAGAUCUGUGACCGCAUCCUUUCAGGAGGGGAGC